Prunus mume (Japanese apricot) is the source of this 955-nucleotide messenger RNA. NCBI's taxonomy places the organism in Eukaryota, Viridiplantae, Streptophyta, Magnoliopsida, Rosales, Rosaceae. The record is from RefSeq and is a predicted model, not a curated record.
UUUCUUGUUAUCUGAAUUGAAGUUGGGCUUCACGUGCCACACUUAAUUCUCUCCCAAAUCCUAAAAUCCACAAAAGCCAAAAAAAAGACCAAAACCAAAAUGCACACUCACGCUCACACUCAUUCUCUUCUCUCAUCUUCUUCACCAUGAGAAGAAGACGAAAAGGACCCAACAAACCCCACCACCCCCAUUCUCUCUGUCAAUCUCUCAGACUCUGAACCAGAAAACCCAGAAAAGGAAAUACGAAAAUGUGCUAUGUGGGAAAAGCAACAAAGAUCUUCAUUUUCGUAGUCACAGUGCUUGUGGUUCUUGGGCUCGUUUUGGGAUUUGGGGUUUUGCGGCAUGGCCUCCAGAAAACCCACAAAUGCUCCGCCGAUUCAGACUCUUGCCACUCUCUCUCUUCUCCCCCUCUCAUCUUCCCCAACCCCAAUUCCAGUUCGAACCAGCCCAACCCACCAUCCACAGAUCCCACCUUGACCCAGCCCAGCCCACCUACCCCCAAUUUUAACCCACCUCCACCCAACCCGGAUUCAAACCAGCCUCCGCCGACCUCAAUUUCAAGCCCACCUCCUCCGGCGACCCCAAUUCAAACCCCACCUCCUCCGGCGACCCCAAUUCAAACUCCACCUCCUCCGGCGACCCCAAUUCAAACCCCACCUCCGCCAGACCCAACUCUCAAUCCGCCGUCUUCUCCGCCUCCGCCGGCUUCAACGGCUGCGCCGCCGUUCAAUCCACCAAGGCAGGCUCAGGUGACGCCAGGCCCUGCCCAUGCGUAGCUCCAAUUUCGUUCUGCAAAUUCAUUUCCCCACAAUUUUUUUCUUCCCUUUCAAUAUUUUUGAUUCUUAUUAUUGGAUGGGUGGGUAAGUAAUGUUGGGUUCAGAUUGUACAUAAUGUGUUUGUUGAUUUUGUAACGGUGGAUUUGAUUUGGAGAGGAAAGAGAGUAUCUUUGUCAACA